CUCAGCGAACACUGCGAUUUUUACUGCUCUCAGCGACUGCAGCUUGAUGUCGUGUGGGCUUUCAGGAGGACUGUUUUCCAUUAACUACUGGAUAUAUUAUCACUAUCAGCACCAAGGGACCGACCCAUGAGCCAAGGCAGAAUCGUUCUUCUCUCAUAAACAGCUGAAGGUGCAGCUCUGAGAUGACCGUGUCACUGUUCUGUCAUAGGACAGUCCUAUUGGCUGUGGCCUUAUGUUUCCUGCCUUACAUCACUUCCUCCCUCAACCUAGAGGAUCCCAAUGUCUGCAGCCACUGGGAGAGUUACUCAGUGACAGUGCAGGAGUCGUACGCCCAUCCUUAUGAUCAGAUUUAUUACACCAGCUGCACCGACAUCCUUAACUGGUUCAAGUGCACCAGACACAGGGUGAGCUAUCGCACAGCUUAUCGUAGAGGAGAGAAGACCAUGUAUAGGAGAAAGUCCCAGUGCUGCCCAGGCUUCUUCGAGAAUGGAGAGAUCUGUGCUCCUCAUUGUGCAGAGAGCUGUGUUCACGGCCGUUGUAUGGCCCCCAACACCUGCCAGUGUGAGCCGGGCUGGGGGGGCUCCAACUGCUCCAGUGCUUGUGACAGUUACCAUUGGGGUCCUCACUGCAGUAACAGAUGUCAGUGCCAGAACGGAGCAUUGUGUAACCCCAUCACAGGAGCCUGUAUCUGCACUCCUGGAUAUAGAGGCUGGCGCUGUGAGGCCCAGUGUGAAGUGGGCACCUAUGGUAACGGAUGCCAACAGAAAUGCCAGUGCCAGAAUGGAGCCACCUGUCACCAUGUGACCGGAGAAUGCAAGUGCUCACCAGGAUACACUGGAGCUUUCUGUGAAGAUCUGUGUCCUCCAGGUAAACAUGGGCAGCAAUGUGAGGAGAGAUGUCCGUGUCAGAAUGGAGGAGUGUGUCACCAUGUGACUGGAGAGUGCUCCUGUCCUGCAGGAUGGAUGGGUACAGUGUGUGGCCAGCCAUGUCCAGACGGGAGAUUUGGACAAAACUGUUCACAGGAAUGUCAGUGCCACAACAACGGCCUCUGUGUGCCAUCCAAUGGACGGUGUCUCUGCAGCCCUGGAUACACAGGAGAACGGUGCCAGGAUGAGUGUCCAGUUGGUACUUAUGGUGCUGGCUGCACAAAGAUGUGUCGCUGUAAGAACAACAGCAAGUGCAACCACACCAACGGCUUGUGUCUGUGUGAGCCAGGAUACAAAGGGGAGACAUGUGACAUCCGAUUGUGUCCUGGAGGACAGUAUGGCCUCCAAUGUGAUAGGAAGUGUCCGUGCUACACACAGAACACACGCAGCUGCCAUCCAAUGUCAGGGGAGUGUACAUGUCAGCCUGGUUGGGCAGGCCUCUACUGCAAUGAGACAUGCACCCCAGGAUUUUAUGGCGAGUCCUGCCAGCAGGUGUGCCAGUGCCAGAACGGUGCCGACUGCCACAGCGUGACUGGAGAGUGUAUCUGUGCUCCAGGCUUUACGGGUCCCAACUGUACAGUCCCCUGCCCAGCAGGAACAUAUGGAUUGAACUGUUCCUCUAGCUGUAACUGUAAGAACAGAGCUCAGUGUUCAUCUGUGGAUGGAUCCUGCUCCUGUAAACCAGGGUGGCAUGGGGUGGACUGCUCCAUCAACUGUCCCAGUGGUACCUGGGGUCUGGGCUGUAACCUCACCUGUAUGUGUGGGAAUGGAGGAGCGUGUAAUGUGCUGGACGGUCACUGUACCUGUGCUCUAGGCUGGAGAGGAGAGAGGUGUGAAUUCCAGUGCCAGGAUGGUACCUAUGGUCAGGACUGUAAAGAACGCUGUGAUUGCAGUCAUGCUGAUGGAUGUCACCACUCUACUGGUCACUGCCGCUGUCUGGCUGGAUGGACUGGUAUCCACUGUGACAGUGUGUGUGCAGAGGGCCGCUGGGGCCCAAAUUGCUCCCUCCCCUGUAACUGUAAGAAUGGAGCGUCCUGUUCUCCAGAUGAAGGAACCUGUGAGUGUGCUCCAGGAUACAGAGGCACUACAUGUCAGAGGAUCUGCUCUCCUGGUUACUUUGGUCACCGCUGCAGUCAGACAUGUCCACAUUGUGUCCACAGUAAUGGACCAUGUCACCACAUCACAGGACAGUGUGACUGUCUGCCGGGCUUCAAGGCGGCACUGUGCAACGAGGUGUGUCCCAGUGGUCGCUUUGGGAAGAACUGUGCCUGGAGUUGCAGCUGCACCAACAACGGCACAUGUAACCCCAUUGAUGGCUCCUGUCAGUGUUAUCCAGGAUGGAUCGGCAGCGACUGCUCCCAGCCAUGUCCACCUGGUCAGUGGGGACCCAAUUGCAUCCACACAUGUAACUGUCACAAUGGAGCCUACUGCAGCGCCUAUGAUGGAGAAUGCAAGUGCACCCCAGGAUGGACCGGCCUCUACUGCACACAACGUGUUGUCGGUUAG
Messenger RNA from Micropterus dolomieu (smallmouth bass), 2432 nucleotides. It is a transcript of the gene megf10, whose product is annotated as multiple EGF-like-domains 10. The coding region runs from base 183 to 2432 and encodes 749 amino acids. The transcript has 18 exons. NCBI's taxonomy places the organism in Eukaryota, Metazoa, Chordata, Actinopteri, Centrarchiformes, Centrarchidae. The record is from RefSeq and is a predicted model, not a curated record. Gene Ontology annotation, molecular function: scavenger receptor activity; protein binding.